CUCAUCGUGACACUGAACUAAAAGCAAGACGUGUAAAAAAGAAUUGACAACAUGAAUUCAAAAUUGCUUUUCGUUUUUGGAUUGGUCCUUUUGGCUGGUCUCGCUAUGGCUAAACCAGGUAGGUUUAAUUAAAAAAGAUUGUUAAACUUUAUAGCGUCUUACUGGGGUAUCCAUGUAAUCGACUUGUCCAUGGACAUUGUAUUGUUGACACAGUGGAUGCAUGUAUGCUGUACCAUCCAUUUACGAAGAGUGUUCGCAGUUCGACUCUACAAAAACAGCAGAGGUUUUCCUCGGGUGCUCUUGCUUCCUCCUGUGAUAGCAACUGAACCAAUAAAUUAUGGACCUUUUUGAACUUUUACAUAGCGCCCAGAACCGGCAGUUCAGAAGUGAUGAAACUAUAUUUAAUAUAAACUUAGUUCAGGUUUCCUUCUGACGUUCUGUGGUAACACUGUAUGCAAUAAGUUAUUACCGACUCACUUGAUGGAACUCCAGGAGUUUCCAGAUUCAUGAUUUACCUCAGGCGCAUGUUAGAAGGGUACUUCUAGUUCGUAUUAGACAUUGCUGGUUUUCUCUAAGUUCUCCAGUUUCCUCCUGUGGCAAUACUGGAUCAUUUAAUUAAGCAUGGCUUUUUGUAUACUGUUCGUGUGAGUAGUUGAAAUAUGUCUUCUCUCACGGCAUGUAACGAUAACCAGAGCAUGUUUUUCUAAUUUCAGAUGAGUUCAACGAAUACGAAGAGAGUCAGCAGGACGAGACUGAAACGCCUGAGAAAGAAAAAACAGCAAAUGACGAAGAAUCAAAAAUGGUCAUGGAAGACAUGAACACUGAAACUUCAAUGGCUCUCGUAGAAAAUGAUCCUGACACCAUUAAAAACAAAGGAUGUAAGUUUAUGAUGGAGAGAUCUUUAGACAACAUACACACAUCUAUCUACUCAGCUACCUAUCUACCUACCUACCUAUAACCUACAGUCUGCAUGAUUCACAUAUGUAUACCUGUGGUAUGUCGGCGGGCUAUUGUCGUAAGCAGUUCAAAUAAUUCACAAAAGAAUGUAUGCAUCAACGACUGUAAACAGGCAUACCGCAGACAUAUGUGAACCAGGCUUACUCCAAUCUACCUACCCACUUAAUCUUUCAUACUGAGAGUCUCACAGGAGACUGCAUGGGAGUCUCACAGGAGUGUCUGUGUUUCCUUGCAAAUUUUUCCUGUGUUCCCUUGAUAUCAUCAUAUAUUCCUUGUUUCCCAAGCUUACUUCUUGGCCUUGCUUCCAUUGCAAAAUAUGCCUUGCUCCCUAUAUAUAAAUCCCUGGGAGACCCUGGCCAUAGUUAUUCAGUUCUUACAUAGUCCGAACUAUAGAGAAUUAUAUAUAACUGGUGUUUUCUGGACCUCUUCUAGUGUGUCACUACGGUAUUGCUGUUUGGUUCAAACCUGGAGCUUCUGUUCGAUGUAACUGUAUGAAAUGGUAGGUCAAUAUAAAGAAAAUAACUUGAAAUCUAUCUUCUUCUUUAAAUGACCACUGCAUGGACCAACAAGGAGCGAUUCUCUAGGGAGAACAGUUUAGAACUGAUAGAGCUAUACAGUAUAAAUAUAUGUAAGUUUAGUUUAGGUUUCCUCCUGUAGUAACACUGGACCAAUAAGAGAUGGUUCUUACUGGACCUCUAGGGAGAACAGUUUAAGAACUGAUAGAGUUAUCCAGUAUAAAUAAAGUUAGUUUAGUUUAGGUCUCCUCCUGUGGUAACAUUAGAUUAGUUAAUAAAAGGUAAUUACUCUUAGAACUGACAGAGCUAUCCCGUAUAAAUAAAGUUACAAAAGUUUCAUCUUAUGGGUGUUUUUGUGUAUUUUAGUACGUGUAAAAAUGGUGGAAACUGGGCAUGCGCAUACAACUUCGCCUAUUGUCCAUACUUCUGUAAGUAUAUCAAUUUGUAUAAAUAUACAUUUUGAGUAUAUCAAAUAUUUGACUUUUCAUAUAUAUGUAGUAGUCUUGUAUUUGAGGCAAUUAAAUGUAAAAUUGAGAGACACCUCGUUGUUUUGACUUUUAAAACAUGCUUAAUUUUUACCUUUACAGACUGUGGCAAUCAAAUCUAUAAUCCUUCCACACAAAUCUGUUGCUGUGGUAAAGUUCACGCCAAGAAACGACACCAUGCUUGCUGUGGUUACUUCUACUAUGACGCAAGAUACUCCCAAUGUUGUAACUACUUCUCAGUCAAAUCCAAAAAGGCAAAAUGCCCUCGCUUCAGAAUCUAAGCUGGUUUCUCCCGACUCGGCUUUAUUUGAUAAAAACAUUAUAAUGACAUUUGUGUUACAAUUCUUAUAAUAAAAUAUACGCUGGCCUUUAUUUCUUAAAACAUGUGAAUUAUAUCAUUUCUAUGCUCAAAAUUUUUUCAAUAUAUGCAUAUAACAUUUCAGAUUGUAAUAUUUAGAGGUAUAAAUUAAAAUUUAAUGUAAAGAAUUAUUUUUCAAUAAAAGUA
Molecule: messenger RNA, 2462 nt
Organism: Paramuricea clavata
Lineage: Eukaryota; Metazoa; Cnidaria; Anthozoa; Malacalcyonacea; Plexauridae
Source: the annotation of a GenBank genome assembly